Messenger RNA from Fonsecaea multimorphosa CBS 102226, 831 nucleotides. RefSeq lists its product as uncharacterized. Gene Ontology annotation, molecular function: zinc ion binding; carbonate dehydratase activity. The transcript has 2 exons. Bases 1 to 831 code for a protein of 276 amino acids. The record is from RefSeq and is a predicted model, not a curated record. Lineage: Eukaryota; Fungi; Ascomycota; Eurotiomycetes; Chaetothyriales; Herpotrichiellaceae.
AUGAUUUUUUCCAUUCUCUUCUUUUCUACUCUCAUUUCGACAGCCUGGAGCUGCCCAAAGCAUGAUAAUUACCAAUCUCAUCCUCAUCUUGGCAGAAGACAAGUCCGAGUCGACAAAGGCCGAGUACCAAAGGACUGGAACUACGCUCUUUCUGCAGAUUGGGCUACCCUCAAACCUGAAUACGCCCUAUGUCAAUCUGGCACUCAUCAAUCGCCUAUCAACAUUGCUCAGCCGGAACUAUCUCAACAUCACAAACCUACCUUUGACGGGUACACAGAGAAUGUCACUAUUCCAGGUAACUUCUUCAACUGGGAGUUCGCACCAGCCUGGACACCUCAUCAUCCGGAGGGAGUGGUCACCGGACUCCCCAGCAUGAAGUUUGACGGCCAGGAGGUCUACAUGAUCGGGUGGCACAUCCACGCCCCAUCCGAACACCUCAUCGCCGGCAAGCGCAGCCGCGCGGAAAUCCAUCUCGUUCACGUUACCGAGGAGGAGCACGAAGCCGCCGUCAUUGGCAUUCGGGUAGCAGUGGGUGACAAAGAAUCCGCAUUCAUCAAGCAACUGGGCCCAAUGAUCCACUACAACGACACAGCGCAGCUUGAAGGUUUACCCGUCAACAUGCGUCUCGCUAUCGAUGAGGUCGGCGGCGUCGAGGAAUUCUGGACCUACAAGGGCAGCUUAACCACGCCACCUUGUAGCGAGGGGUUGCGAUGGUUCCUACCCAAGCAGGAGAUGAUCGUCAGUGAGCAGCAGAUGGUUGAGAUCCUGGCUGCUAGUCGGUUCUCCCACCGAGUCGAGCAACAGGUUUGGCUUCACGACGUCAAUCUGUGA